Lycium barbarum (goji berry) is the source of this 5214-nucleotide messenger RNA. RefSeq names its product pentatricopeptide repeat-containing protein At2g39620. Gene Ontology annotation, molecular function: RNA binding; protein binding. The transcript is spliced from 4 exons. The coding region runs from base 1240 to 3804 and encodes 854 amino acids. NCBI's taxonomy places the organism in Eukaryota, Viridiplantae, Streptophyta, Magnoliopsida, Solanales, Solanaceae. Gene Ontology annotation, biological process: RNA modification. The record is from RefSeq and is a predicted model, not a curated record.
GCCCAUCAAAUUUUUUUGAGGUAUAUAGUGGGCUGAUCCACGAUAUACCCCUUUUGGUAUAUUAAUUUUUUGUCAUCCCCUUUUGGUAAAUACUGUGUCUUUUUAUACCCUUUAGGCUCCGGACUCAUGGUUCAUGUGUGUUUUCAUAAAUAGUUGCUGAUAGUGCCGAUAGGAAACACAAACACCUGAUAAUUCAGGAGGAAACUCGCAAAAACGUGAUACUUUGAGUAUGUUUUUGACCAAUAUCUCAAUAUAAGUGUAUGGGGAAAUGCAUUUUUCAGUGUCGAUGAGGUAGUAUUUACCUUAUUCUAAAUUAGUUCUAACUGUUCAAUUAAAACUCCACAUAAGUCAUUUCAUAAUUUUGUUAGAACGAAGAGGAAUUUAAUUCAAAAAUUAACGUCAAGGACAAUUGAGGUUUAAUAGGCAGAAAGCAUGACAUUUUAAACACAAAAAAUAAGAUCAAUUGUGGUCUAAUAGGUGGAGAGGAUAAACAAUAUUGUUAGCAACACUUCUUACCUUUUUUUUUUCUUUUCGAGACCCAAAUCUAAAGCGAUUGACCAUGAGAAAUUUUCAUUUUUUUUGAAUUUUUUUUCACUUUAUUUGAAAAUCGGUGUUUGUAAUGAAAAUUCACUUAGAAUCUUGUUGUCACUUUUUUCUUUUAUACUUUCAGUACGUUCAAACUAUCAAAUAUUCUUUACAAAACUAUAAUCAAACACAACGGCAUCUUCAACUCCAACUUUAAAAUUUCAAAUAAAGUAGGGUAAAAGCUCAAAUAUGACACCGAACUAUCCGAAAUGCCUCAUUCAUGCUACUCAUUAAUAGUUGGGUAUAUUAUGCUAUCGUUGUGACCAAAAUGACUCAUUCAUGCCCGUUACCAUUAACAACUUAUUUUUUAUAUUUCCUAGUAUUUUAAAACAACCAUUUGAGCUGUUAACAGUAAGUGGCAUGAAUGAGUCAUUUAAGUCACAACAUCGCAUAAAUAGACACAACUAUUAAUGAGUGACAUAAAAGAGACAUUUUAUAUAAUUCUAUAGCAUAUUUAAGUUUUUUUCCCAAUAAAGUAAAAUGGACAGUGCACUAAGCUGUCACUCCCGGUCACGUGGGCAGCAACUUAAACAAAUAAAGUGAUAAAUAUUAAGAUUUCAUGGCCAAACGCCUAAUAGUGGCGCCAACACAGAUUCUUCAAAUAAAAAGGGUUCCAUUCAAUCACAAAAAAAAUAUAAACAUAAAGAAGUAGGAAUGAGCUCAAUUCUUUACCACCAACGUCUUCUCUCUUCUUGCAAAGACCUCACUUCUCUUUUCCAAAUUCAUGCUCAUAUAAUCACUUCUGGCUUUACUUUCAACAUUUCCACAACAACCCUUCUCAUAAAUUUAUACUCUUCCUUCAAAAAAUGCAAUCUUUCUCGUAUCCUUUUCGAUUUUACACCAAACCCACCUGUCAUUUUAUGGAAUUCAAUGAUCAGAGCAUAUGUAAGAACAAAUCAGCAUCAAGAAGCUUUAUAUAUGUACACUUCAAUAUUAGAACAUAAGUCUAUUAAACCGGAUAAGUAUACCUUCACUUUUGUUUUAAAAGCUUGUACUGGAAUGAAUGAUUUUGAAAAUGGUAUCAAGAUUCAUGAAGAGAUAGUGAAAAGAGAUCUUGAAAAUGAUGUCUUUAUUGGGACUGGGCUUAUUGAUAUGUAUAGCAAAAUGGGUGAUUUGGAUAGUGCAAGGAAGGUGUUUGAUAAAAUGCCUAAAAGAGAUGUUGUAGCUUGGAAUGCAAUGAUUUCUGGGGUUGCACAGAGUGUAGACCCAGUUAAGGCUGUUGACCUUUUUAAGGAAAUGCAAUUUGUUUGUCAAAUUAGUCCUAAUACGGUGACGUUAUUGAAUUUGCUUCCUGGGGUUUGUAAAUUAAUGGAUAUGAGGGCAGGCAGGUGUAUACAUGGUUAUGUAUAUAGGAGAGUGUUUCCGGUUUCUGUUUAUAAUGCUUUGAUUGAUACAUACUCAAAAUGUAAUUAUCCCGAUGUUGCUCACCGAGUUUUUAAUGAGUUAAGGGGAAAAGAUGAUGUUUCAUGGGGUACAAUGAUGGCAGGUUAUGCAUAUAAUGGGAAUUUUCGUGAAGUUUUGGAAUUGUUUGAUUGCAUGAAGAGGACGGGCUUGAAAAUGAGCAAAGUAUCAGCUGUAAGUGCAUUGCUCGGGGCUGGUGAAAUGGGUGAUUUAGAGAGAGGGAUUGAAAUUCAUGAAUGUGCAAUUCAAGAAAUGAUUGAUUCUGAUGUUAUGAUUGCUACUUCAUUAAUGACAAUGUAUGCAAAGUGUGGAGUAUUGGACAAAGCUAGAGAUCUGUUUUGGGGGAUUAAGCGAAGAGAUUUGGUUGCUUGGUCUGCAGCAAUAGCUGCUUUCUCACAAUCAGGAUAUCCUCAAGAGGCGAUCUCUCUGUUUCGAGAUAUGCAGAAUGAGUAUUCACAGCCAAAUAAUGUUACUCUGGUGAGCGUAAUCCCAGCCUGUGCAGAGCUAAGGGCAGUGAGAUUAGGAAAGAGUGUCCAUUGUCAUGCCAUCAAAGCCAAUAUCGAUUCUGAUAUUUCAACAGGAACUGCCUUGGUUUCCAUGUAUGCUAAGUGCAACCUGUUUAGUUCUGCACUUAAUAUGUUCAAUAAGAUGCCAUUAACUGAGGCAGUGACAUGGAAUGCUCUGAUAAAUGGGUAUGCCCAGGUUGGUGACUGCUGUAAUGCAUUAGAAAUGUUUUGCCAAUUGAGGUUAGCUGGAUUAUACCCAGACCCAGGGACAAUGGUUGGUGUGCUUCCAGCUUGUGCCUCCCUGGGUGAUGUACACUUGGGCAUGUGCCUUCAUUGUCAAAUUAUCAGAUACGGGUUUGAGUCGGACUGUCAUGUGAAGAACGCUCUAAUUGACCUGUAUGCCAAAUGUGGAAGAUUAUCUUUGGCUGAGUUCAUGUUCAAAAUAACUGAGUUCUCUAAGGAUGAGGUGUCCUGGAACACAAUGAUUGCAGGAUAUAUGCAUAAUGGACUCGCCAAGGAAGCCCUUUCCGCGUUCCAUUCCAUGAAAUUCGAAUCAUUUCAGCCCAAUGUGGUCACAAUUGUGAGCAUCCUGCCUGCGGUGUCACAUUUAACAUACUUGAGAGAGGGCAUGAAUAUACAUGCCUACGUAAUCAAGAAUGGUUUUCAGUCCCAUAAGCUUGUAGGGAACAGUCUUAUCGAUAUGUAUGCCAAAUGUGGUCAACUUGACCUUUCGGAGCGUAUAUUUGAGGAGAUGAAGAACACUGACGGUGUUUCUUGGAAUGCUUUACUUACAGCAUAUUCUAUGCAUGGGGAAGGUGAUCGUGCUCUUUCUGUUUUCUCUCUAAUGGAAGAGAGAGACAUCGAAUUUGAUUCUAUAUCCUUCCUUAGUGUCUUGUCUGCCUGCAGACAUGCAGGUUUGGUUGAAGAAGGAAGGAAAAUAUUCCAGGGCAUGCGUGACAAAUAUCAGUUUGAACCAGACGUGGAACACUAUGCCUGUCUAGUAGACUUGUUAGGACGUGCUGGCUUGUUUAAUGAAAUUAUGGAUCUACUUAAGACAAUGCGUAUGAAACCAGAUGGCGGUGUUUGGGGAGCCUUGUUGGAUGCAUCUAAAAUGCAUUCUAAUAUCGAGAUAGCAGAGGUUGCUUUGAAGCAUCUUGUCAAACUUGAGGAAGGAAAUCCAGCUCAUUAUGUGGUAUUAUCAAGUUUAUAUUCUCAAUCUGGUAGGUGGAACGAUGCAGUUCAUACUAGAGUAAAGAUGAAUGAAAUUGGAUUGAGAAAAAAUCCAGGCUAUAGUUGGGUUGAGGUGAAGUAGGGCACAUGGAUUUUGUGUAGGUGCAAUAGAAAUAGCCAUUGAUAUUAUUCUUUGUUGACCUGGUCUGGGGGUGGCAAUCCAACUGGUGAAGAAUCUCCGUGAUUUUGCAUUCAAGGGUGUGAACUAGUGGUUAAUGAAGUGGGUUGAGAAUCAUUAGGUCUCAGGUUCAAUACCUAACAUUGUCAAAAACAUUAGGUGAUUUCUUUCAUCUGUCCAAGCCUUGGAGGACAGAGUUACUCGGUACAUGUGCUGGUAGGAGGUAGCAAGUGGCCCAAGGAAUUAGUCCAGAUGGGCGCAAAGCUGGCUCGGACACCAGGUUAUCAAAAAAUAAAAAAAAAUAAAAAAAAAAAAAAAAAUCUCCAUGAUUAUGCAGCCGCUUACAUCUUCGAGGUUGAAUCUCCUAUAUCUGCAAAAUAUGGCCAGCUUCAAGCUCCACACAUAAAUUCUUGGAUCUAUAACUGAUCAUAAGGCCCCUUCAGUUUCGGGAAACAGAACAUGCUUCACAAAAAUAUUACUUCCUCCUACCCAUUUUAUGCGAUUUGUUUGACUGGGCAUGAAGGUUAAGAAACCACUGAAGACAUUUGAAACUUGGGGUCUAAAACAAGUCACAUCUAUUUGUGUAGCGUUAAAUCAUCUGGCUAAAUGUGAAAUGGAAGUUGAAGGUUAAUUUGUUUCUAAUACAAAAUGUUUCAUUCUUUUUGGGACAAAUUCAAAAGGAAAGUGCAUCACAUGAAUUGGGACGAUGGGAGUAUAUUCUUAGAUGAAAAUUUAGAAGGUGAAACAGGUCUUAUAUCUCUUCCUGAAGUAGGAGCUAGAGCUACAACUAAUAUUUAAUCUCGUCGGACCUUAGUGUUGUAAUGUUGGAAGGGAUCAACACGUGGUUUACUCGCCAAAAAAUGACCAGGAGCAAGACGAAAUCUGCAAUGGUGACUAUACAGCAUCUCGAUUUGUAUGUUGUUGGGUUCUGCAACUUCAUGAAAAUGGUGGCAAGCGCGGGGAGAUUCUUUUGGAGGAUAUGGAAACAAUAGAGAAAAUGACAGUUGCACAGCUCAGAGUAAAACUUAGGAGUCUUGGGAUUCCUUCCAAGAGGUGCUAAGUAAGAGCUUGUUGCUUCUUUGAAGACUUUCCUCGACAGCAAAAUUAACGAUGCAGGCAAUGGAUCUGUGGCACAGGAGGAUCAAGUAUCAUCUGAGGAGAGUGUAGGAGUAGCAGAUAACACUUCAAAAAAGAAGUCUAGAAAAGUGUCAAGUAAGAAUCGUGACCAAAGCGACGUCGUUGCAUCAGAGGUUGCUAGGCAGACGAAAAAAAACGAGUGAAAAAAGGCCACACCAAGGAUACCUGUGUUGACAUUAUUGUCAAAAAAGCUGAAAUUACCGAAGAACUUUUGAUUGAAUCUAAUGACAUCAAAGG